Fusarium vanettenii 77-13-4 is the source of this 3138-nucleotide messenger RNA. RefSeq lists its product as uncharacterized. NCBI's taxonomy places the organism in Eukaryota, Fungi, Ascomycota, Sordariomycetes, Hypocreales, Nectriaceae. The record is from RefSeq and is a predicted model, not a curated record. The transcript is spliced from 3 exons. Bases 1 to 3138 code for a protein of 1045 amino acids.
AUGAGCUCCGCCACGAGCUCUUCCACCGCCGCAUGGCCACCCAAGCGCCCUUCUCAGCGAAUGAAACUGAGAAACGGCACCUUUAUUAUCCCCCGAACCGGCGAACGUUCGCGACAAGAAUUCUCGCUGCGCACCUCGACCAACGCGACUACUAAUAGCGACAACUCCAACGAUGCUUCUGGUUAUCACUCUUUCGACACGGCCGAAUCGAACAAAGACCGUCUGCGCAUCGUAUUUCACAACAUCAAGGUCGCCUUUGUCCUACUAUGGGCAUGGCUAAACACAGACGAGGGCCAUGGAGUCCUCAAGUGUGUACUCGCCUAUGUGCUCGGUAGCAUGGGCACCUUUCUGACGCCUCUCUCCAACUUUCUGGGAAACAGAGACGGAAAACAUGUUACAGCUACCAUCACCGUCUACUUCCACCCUGCUCGAACCUUUGGGUCCAUGCUCGAGGCUACCUUGAUCGCCUUUGUCGCCGUCUUCUACGCAGAAGUGAUAUCGUUGUUAUCGAUGGGCAUAGCCAUUGCCAUGAAGACCCAGUUCGGCCUGACCGCUACUGCCCAUGCCCUCGUCCUGAUUAUUUGCAUUGGAGGAGGUCUGGGCUUUGUCGGUUGGGUCAAGCAAAGGCUUAACAGUCCCUUGGUCAACGUCGGCUGCACCUUGACCUCGAUUGCUAUCAUCUCCGUCAUCACAAAAGAAGAGGGUGUUCAUGGUGGUUAUUUUGACGAUGACAAAAUUGUUCAAGUGCUGAAGAUGCUUGUCAUCGGCGUGACCUGCACCUUGGCAGUCAACGUGUUAGUCUGGAAGGUCUCGGCGCGACGUGUGCUUCGAAAGUCCAUCAUGUCCGCCACUACGGCCCUUGGCGACAAACUCUCGACCAUCACAAAGGGUUUCCUCAGUGGCACUGAGGAUGAGCUCUGGUCAGCAGAGUACGGUCGUGUCUCAGCCAGGUAUAACACUGCCUACGCCAAGAUGAACUCGACACUCCGAGAAGCCAAGUUUGAACACUACUUUCUGGGCCGCGAAUCUGUCUAUCCACUUGACAGACGGUUGGCCAGAUCCAUCGAUACCUUGUCGCAGGCGAUUGGAGGAUUGCGGAGUGCACUGGAAACCCAGUUCGUCUUGCUUAGAGAGGUUCCGAUUUUGGAAAACCAGCCCCUUGCGUCCCCAACUGGCUUCUCGCCAACUUUAACUCGUGCUAUAUCUGACUUCAUGGAUGAAGCCAGGGAGCGACUGGCCGUCAUCGAUGAGUCCGGCGAGAGUGAGGAGGAGCGUCAGGCCAACAACAGAAACAAGUCAGACAGUGCCCUUGAUACUACGACUACUUUCCAAGUGCCCUCCGACAUUUUUGCCCUCUUCAUCGACAUGCUUGGUCCUUCGAUCAAGUCUCUGGCGCAUACUCUGUCCGAGAUCCUCCGCGAGCCUGCCUUUGGCAAGGAUCCUAACACGGAUAUUCCUGUCAACGAGCAGUUGAGGGAGAGUCUGCGAGAUGCCCUCAACCUCUAUAAUAAUGCUAGAGCAGAAUCCCUGCAGGAGCUCUACCGCGCCAUUGAGAUGGGGCGAACUCGAUCCGAGAAGAUUCAGGCCGACAUCGAGGAAGUAGCCGCAGCUUGUGGACAUUUCUCAUUCAACUUGCAGGCUGUCGCUGAAGAGACCGACGCCUACCUGGAUGUCCUUGAAGACUUGAAGUACUCUACUGAGACCGGGUCACGGUCUUGGAAUUGGCUCAAGUUUUGGAGAUACUUCAAGUGGGCUAGAGCCUCGGAUAAAGCCCCUGUCGACGACCCUGAACGAGAGAGUCUGAUCCCUAAACCACCAGUCAGGAGACUUCGCAAAUCUCAGCUACCAAAGGGUAUUCCCGAUACAAUGGUUAAGCGCCGUGACACUUUCAACUGGGAUGCUGCUCCUCAAUCUAGUAAGAUUACGAGGAGGCUCGCUCAGAGAAUACUCACGAUUUCACGGUUCCUCGUGAGAGAGGACAUUCUGUUUGGUCUCAAGGUUGGCAUUGGAGCACUGCUCUGGGCCAUGCUCGCUUUUAUUCCCUCGACACGACCCAUCUAUCAACGAUGGCGAGGUGAAUGGGGUCUCCUGUCCUUCAUGAUUGUCGCGGCCAUGACAACUGGAGCGGCAAACACGACAGGAACUGCCAGAUUCAAGGGAACGCUCAUUGGUGCUACGUUUGCUAUAACUGCUUGGACCGUCAGUCGAGGAAAUGCCAUUGCCCUAGUGUUCCUGGGUGGCCUUGUGGCGCUAUUCAAUUUCUAUGUGAUUUUGGUGGUCAAGAAGGCUCCCCUGGGUAGAAUUGCCCUGCUGGCAUAUAAUGUCAGCACUCUGUAUGCGUACAGCCUAUCACAGAGUGUUGAUGAUGACGAUGACGACGAAGGAGGCGCUGACCCCUUAAUCUGGGACAUCGCCUUUCAUCGAGUCAUCUCAGUCUUUCUGUUCUGUAUCUACAGAUGGGUCUCAUUUGGAAGCGUGGCCCUCUCACCGUCUCGCUUCACAGUAACAACACACUCGACUACAUGCGCGAGGGUGAGCAGGCCGCUCUUCAGCGGUAUGGUAAGUGUAUUUUCCCUCUCGCCCCUAGAUAUUAAUACUGACUCUGUUUCAGCUUUCAAACUGGAAAGUCUCCGUUCCUCUGCGAAAUCUGAAUUUGAGCUUCGCGGACCUUUCCCAGAUGCAGCUUAUGGCCGCAUCAUGCGAUCUACGAGAAACAUGCUCAAUGGUUUCUACGCGAUGCGUCUUAUCACUUCAAAACGAAGUAGCCUUUCCGACGGUGAAAGAGCUCUACUCGAGUUCACAGCCUCGGAGAGAAUGCUUCUCUGUGAACGCAUCUGCCACGUCUUCCAGGUCAUCGCCUCGUGCCUGAUGCUGGAGUAUCCGCUGACCGACGCCAUCCCAACUGUCGAAAAUAACAAGGAUCGGCUCUUGGGGAAGAUCUACCAGUUCCGAAAGGAGCACAUGGGGGUGGAUCUCUUGGGCAACGAGUCACCGGUCGCACUUGAGGAGAGUGACUAUGCGCUGCUGUAUGCGUACACACUGGUGACGCUGCAGGUGGCGGCCGAGCUCAACAAGGUGAGGGCUGAGAUUGAGGGUUUGUAUGGUGUCUUGCACGAGGAGUCUUUGCUGUUGCAGUGA